Penicillium psychrosexuale is the source of this 624-nucleotide messenger RNA. RefSeq names its product MutT/nudix family protein. Gene Ontology annotation, biological process: ribose phosphate metabolic process; nucleoside phosphate metabolic process. The coding region runs from base 1 to 624 and encodes 207 amino acids. The transcript is spliced from 4 exons. The record is from RefSeq and is a predicted model, not a curated record. Gene Ontology annotation, cellular component: nucleus; cytosol. Gene Ontology annotation, molecular function: ADP-ribose diphosphatase activity. Lineage: Eukaryota; Fungi; Ascomycota; Eurotiomycetes; Eurotiales; Aspergillaceae.
AUGUCAGCUCGCGUACAGGCCAAGUCGAAACUCAUUUCGCGGGGACCAUUGGACCCCAGCGAAGCCCGCUGGGCUCGAAUGGUGAAGACAACAUACACCGACCCCCUGGGUGUCGAGCGAACAUGGGAAUCAGCUGAGCGCACGACUCGUCCUGACGGGAUUGAUCUUGAUGGCGUUGGGAUCGUCGCUAUUUUGAACAAGGAUUCUGGCUCGGAGCUGCUUCUGCAGAAGCAAUACCGCCCUCCCAUUGAUGCUGUUGUCAUUGAGGUUCCUGCGGGGCUUAUCGAUGCGGGCGAGACGCCUGAGCAAUGUGCCGUUCGAGAACUUAAGGAGGAGACUGGUUAUGUUGGCGUCGCGGAGCAGACUAGUCCGGUUAUGUUUAACGACCCAGGGCUUUGCAAUACCAACCUGCAUAUGGUCCACGUCCGGGUUGAUAUGUCUCUUCCCGAGAACAAGAACCCGAAGCCUGAGCUCGAGGAUAACGAGUUCAUUGAAUGCUUUACUAUUCCUUUGACAUCGUUGUUCGACGAGUUAAAGAAGCUUGAAAAAGAGGGUUAUGCCAUUGAUGCCAGGAUCGGAACCCUAGCCGAGGGCAUUGAACUCGCAAAGAAAUGGAAGUUGUGA